CCGAGCUGAAAAGAAACAGUAUAGUGGUUGUAAAAAAAAGUUGACCCGCAUCAGGAUUAGUUCGGGUAAAGAGUCCGUCUCCGGGGAUCGGAUCGGUAAGAAUGUCAGCGAAGAAGGGGGGCCCGAAUCAGGGUUAGGGACCGUCGGGGCCCAUCGGCGACCUGCAACCGUCGAUAUCCUGGGCCGGGAUACGCGUGGACGAAACCGCAACCACCGACGAAGAACCCGAACGAUAAGCGACGGCCAUGCGGAUCAGCAGGGUGGUGAAACCGAGGUCGAGUACAAUAAAAGACCAGCAGAAAUCGGCGCUGCGACGAACCUCGGAUAUUUAGGAGGCCCCCUCGACUCGGAUCGCGGGUUCCUCCACCCGCGUCUGCAAGACCGACGUCGGUGUCCGAGCGACGCCGACUUCCUCGAGUACAUCGGUUACGGGGCGAACUUCCGGGCUGCCUGCAGGAACAGGGCGUUAAGAACCCGGGAGACAGAACUGGAGAUUGAACUGGAGUCGGUCAAGAUGCCCGGGAAGGAAGUCGCCUACCAUCAAGAGACCUUCUCCCUUUUGCCGCCACCACCACCCCCGCCCCACCACCACCAUCAUCACUCUGCUUUUCACGCCGCGUUUCACCCCCAUGGACAUCCACCGCCACCGUUUCACCCCCAUCAUGGACCGACGGCUCAUCACCCAGCCGCAGCUGCCGCAACCGCAGCAGCAGCCGCCGCAUGGGAACACCACGCCGCAGCGGCGGCCGCAGCAGCAGCCGCGUUUCACGCACCGCCUCCGCACCAUCCAUUAUCGAGUGGCGGAGCAACGACGAUCGGUGGAACCGGUAGUCCAUUGGGAAACAACGGUGGUGGCGGUAACGCGAACGCCGGUAACGUAGGUGGAAGUGGUUCCGGUGUGAGAGGAGAACAGGGCGGAAGCAGGAACGGAGACGAAGGUGGUAACGCCGAGGGGCGAGGAGGCGAAAGUGGAGGUGGAGACGCCGGCGACGGUGGCGGCGGCGGUGGGAACGCGAGUUCCGGUACCGACUUCCUCCGCAGAAGCCACCCCCUCUCGGAGCACACUCUCCACCCCGCGUAUCGGCUCAACUACAUGGACCACCUCUACCACCACCUCCAGGCCUCCACGCACAGCCCCAACGCCUCAUUACACGGGCUGGGUGGUUUAGGACCGGAGUACCUCCUGCACGCUGCCGGCCCCGCGAGCACCCUCGCCUCGUCAGAAUUCCCUUUCUCUAUCGAUGCUUCUUCGAGACUAGGCAGUCCAAGAGCCUCAGCAUCAGCAUCAGCCUCGGCGAUCAGGGCGAGCAGAAAACGAGCUCUGAGCAGCUCACCGUACUCGGAUAGAUUCGACAUCGACAGCAUGAUACGAUUCAGCCCCAACAGUCUAGCAUCGAUCGUAAACGGCUCGAGAAGUAGCAGUGCGAGCGGAAGUUACGGCCAUCUUUCCGCAGCCAUGAGUCCAGCGCUUGGAAUGCACCCGGGGAUGGCACCGCAUCUUCAACAACUUCAGACCCACCUUUUACGGAGUGCCGCCGUUGCAGCAGCCCUCCUUCCCCACGGACACCAUCCCUCGUCCCACCUUCAACCGCCCCCGCACCCCCCUCACCCCGCACACCAUCCGGGUCAUCAUCACCACCCUCAUUCUCACACCCACUCACAUGCCGCUCUUGGUCCACCCCACGCCCAACUAUUCUCCGUACCUCCACACACAACUGGAAUGGUGGCCACAGUUGGAACCCACGGAAGCUUACCGCCUCCAAAGACUGAGCGAACGACGGACACGGCAUGCAGAAGGACCUCAGGGGAAGGACCGGGCCGAUCGAUAGCCGCCGAGGCUGACACCUCGUCCAGAAGAGCCUCGACCAAAGUAAAGAGGGAACCGGUCACGACCGCGGCGAGCACGACGACAGCCAUGACAACGACAACGACCGCCCCGCCAACCCAUCCCCAGGGACUAAGCCCGAGCGAGGACCUGAGGGACGAACCCGGGGACUUCAUCGAGACCAACUGCCACUGGAGAGGAUGCGGUCUCGAAUUUCCAACGCAGGAUGAUCUCGUCAAGCACAUAAACAACGACCACAUCCACGCGAAUAAAAAGAGUUUCGUAUGCGGUUGGGAAGAUUGUUCGAGAGAAGAGAAACCGUUCAAGGCGCAGUACAUGUUGGUUGUUCAUAUGAGGCGGCAUACGGGUGAAAAACCCCAUAAAUGUACCUUUGAAGGCUGCUUCAAAGCAUAUUCAAGGCUAGAAAAUCUCAAGACACAUCUGAGAUCUCACACGGGUGAAAAACCUUACACCUGCGAGUACCCGGGAUGCAGCAAAGCUUUCAGCAACGCCAGCGACCGAGCCAAACACCAAAAUCGAACGCAUUCUAACGAGAAACCGUACGUUUGCAAAGCUCAAGGCUGUACAAAGAGGUACACAGAUCCGUCGUCUCUUCGGAAGCACGUGAAGACAGUUCACGGUGCGGAAUUCUACGCGAACAAGAAGCACAAGGGCGGUGACGGCGGCGGAAGUGACGAAGCUGGUGCAGGUGGACACAGUCCUAGCCGUAGCGAAGACCGGCAUCCAAAGACCCCGAGUUUGUCGAGCCCAAGUGUGAAGUCAGAAAGCGAGGCGAACAGCCCGCCUGGCAUGAUGCAACAGGGAAGUCCACUGGUCGGCGGAUGCACCGAUGAACUUGGAAUGGGAGGCGGUAGCGGAGACGGCGUGACCGCGAUCGGGGUUGACGAACCGUGGAACGAAGAACCGGAUGACCUCGACAUCGCUGAUCUUCCGGUCGCACUCCGUGCCAUGGUCGGUGGAAUGGAGUCUCAACAAGCACCCCCACCCUCGAGGAGUCGUAUAAAGGGACGACUAAGCGCAAAAGCGAUACCGCCAUUGUCGGUCGGGGUGACGGGUAUGAGGCUAGGACGAGGAGCCGGAGGAAUCGGAAGCGGCGGAGGUGUCGGAGGUGGUUGUAUCGGUGGUGUUGGUGGAGGCGGAGUCGGAGGUGGAGGAAUCGGCGGGGGUGGAGGUGGUGGAAUUGGAAGCGGUGGAGGGCCUGGACCCCAGGGUAACAUCGGAGAGCUGAACAGGCGGAUAACGGACCUGAAAAUGGAGAGUGGAGCGAGACAAACUACCUUCACGGACCUUCAACUAAGACUGCAACCCCUUAGCGAACCUAGACGCGACAGUAAUAGCACGGUUAGUACCUACUACGGAAGUAUGCGCUCGGCGGACUUUGGUAGCCGGAGAAGCAGCCAAGCGAGUGGUGUCAGUGCCGUGAGACUUGGUCUCGGCAUGGGCUUGGGACUCGGUAUCGGUUCGAAUGGACCCGGAAGUGGGAACGGAAAUGGAGGCGGAGGUGGUGGCGGAAUUGGGGGAGGUAGUAGCGGAGGAGCUGGUGGAAGCUUCUACGAUCCAAUAAGCCCAGGAAAUUCUCGGAGAAGUAGUCAGCUUAGUACAACUUCCGGUCGACUCAACGGACCACCUCAUCUUCAGGGCCAGUAUUCGACAAACAAUUUGGUCGAUCAGACGCAGAACAUGUCGCUUCAGGGACCGCAAGGAAUACCAGGGGACUGGAUGCCCAAUGGGCACUGUCCACAGCCAGCUGCUGAUCGAAGAAUGUCAGAACCAGCUCGUACUCAUCAAGGUCAAAGAACAUCUCCGCUGAUGCCACCCAGACCCAGGUCAGCCCAGCUUCCGGAACUCCAUCCGAACCAGGAAGUAAUUCUCGACGAAGUCGGAGAGGGUGAAAUGGUGGAAAACAAACUGGUCAUACCAGACGAAAUGAUGCAGUACCUCAAUCAGGUGCAAGCAGGAGGCAACCAAGUAAGUUACAGAGGGAGUCCUCUACCGAUCUGCCAAUCGCCAAUAUGCACGAACCCGUCGCACUACCAACGCCAGCAGAUCCCCUGCACUUACAACAGCCAACAGCACCAGCAGAAUUGUUACAACCAAGCAAACGGCAGACAGAACUGUUCAAACUACCAGAAUAUGUCACCAUCGUCGUACCUGCACCCUCAGUGCGGUAGUUCGAGAGCGAGUCAAGCUUCGGUGGGGGGUUACUGCCCGCCGCAGAGCCACUCGCAAUCCCAGCCUCCACCGGGUUACGGUUCGCAAUCGCAGUGCGGAUCACAAAUGGCAAGUCCAGCCGGAGGUCAAGUAAUGUCACCUGGCUCUCACUACGCCCCAAGCCAUGCGAGUGACCAACCAAUGACGUCACCGGCCGCCGGAGCGUUAGCGCCUCAACACGUACCUCAAAACGUGCAACAAAAUUCGGCACAGAUGACGAGGCAUUGCAGUCUUCAGGGUCACCCGACGACACCCCAAGGAUUUUACGGCGGAGGAGGUGGAGGAGGAAUAAGUGGAGCCGGAACAGGUGGUUACGGAUGUCGAAACGUCAACUGCGCGCAAUUGCAUCGUCCAGACGAAACCUGUGCUACUCAUCCCCAAACGCAACCCCUGCAAAGUCACGUUCCAAUUUCACAGCAAUGUGCAGGUCAGUCUCGUAACGGAUCGACGUCGAACUGCCCGCAACUAUCUCCAGCCUCAAACCAGUCGUCAACAGCGGUCAAGAACAACACGAAUAACAACCAUUCCAACAACCGGUGCAGCCAAAUAGCUCACCAAGGUCAAACAGGGCAUCGACCGGGCGUUCAACAAACCAACGAAGCCCCGCAUCACCAUCACCACCAUCAUCACCUUCCAAAUGUGCCUAAUCCGACGGUACGAAGUCCGGUGAACCAGUGCCAACAAAUGACUACCGGGCACUGUCCUCAGGCUGGUAUUGGCGGCCAAAAGGUACGCGGAACUGGAGUGAACCAACAAAAUCAGCAAACACAACCACCUGGAACUAACGUCUGCGGACAGAUGAGCGGUGGGGGUUGUAGUCAGCAGAGUGCUGCGACGGUUCAAGGCCAGACGAAUCUCGGAUGCAGUCCGCAGUCGUGCUCGAUGCACCACGGAUGUCAACCGCAGAUGUCGCCGAGCCAUUUCACAUGCGGUUGCCAAUGGGGAUACACGACGGACCCGUGCUAUCAUAGCCACGAUGCAAACAUGCCGGAAAUUCAGUGCAGGGAUAUAAGCCAGUCCCAGCAGGGUUCACCCGUGAAACCGCCCCAGGGGAUGAGGCAGGACUCGUACAGACGAACCCUCGAGUAUGUCGAGCAGUGCAGAAACUGGUCUGGUAAUGCGCAAGCUCAGGUCCAUGAGACGGGGGUUUCUAGCUCAACUCAUCCCCUUUCUCUUCCUCAACCUCUCCCAGCGAGUGCUAAUAUGAUCGUAAAUGACAUGACGUCGUCCCUGAGUUCUCUUUUAGAGGAGAAUAGAUAUCUUCAAAUGAUUCAGUAAAGGGCAUUGUGUUCAGCGCGUGAAAAUUUUUUGAUCAAUCAAGAAACAGAGAAAUGAGAAAAGGAACGAACUGGAGGAGUAGAUAGAUUUUCAAAGUCUCUCAUCACCGUUCGUCAUGGUAUAUACAUAUGGGGAAUU
Messenger RNA from Diprion similis, 5473 nucleotides. It is a transcript of the gene ci, whose product is annotated as transcriptional activator cubitus interruptus-like. Lineage: Eukaryota; Metazoa; Arthropoda; Insecta; Hymenoptera; Diprionidae. Gene Ontology annotation, molecular function: DNA-binding transcription factor activity, RNA polymerase II-specific; RNA polymerase II cis-regulatory region sequence-specific DNA binding. Gene Ontology annotation, cellular component: nucleus. Gene Ontology annotation, biological process: regulation of transcription by RNA polymerase II. Bases 515 to 5335 code for a protein of 1606 amino acids. The transcript is spliced from 14 exons. The record is from RefSeq and is a predicted model, not a curated record.